AUGAAUCCCCUUGGGACCGAGGUUCCCGGUCGUCGUAGCCUUUUAAAUGGAUUGGUGACAGCUGCCACAAGAUCUUUGCGAAAUGGUUUUCAGUCUAACGGGCACAAUUCUAGUUCUUUGGUAUUUCCAACUAUUUCUACGUCAGUUAAUAAUAGUUCAACUUGUCGCACCCCUACCACAGAUAACGCUAACAUAACUGAGGAACAAAGAAGGUGGCAACAGCGGCAAGAAGAACACCGGCUCAACCUCCUCUGGUACGGCGGAGAUGAAAUGCAGCAUUCGCAACAGUCACCAGCUGUUCUUUUUGAAUUACACAACCGUUAUCAGUCACCAGAUGACUGGGAAAAACAACCGCUACGACAACGGCGACGUAAGUCUCAACAAUCGCAACAUCAAGGGAUUAAUAAAAAACGAUCAGCGUUACCAACAUCACCGAUUGUAUGGGCCGUCCUGUUACAUACCAUAUAUUCAGCUGCUAUGGCCGCAGUAUAUUAUAUAUAUGGCGUGACAUCUGGUAGCGGAUGGAUAUGGUUAAAAGAAGUCGACAGCAGCAGUCUAUUUAAAUGGUUAUGCCAGCUACCACCGAUGUGGUAUUUUGUUGGACAAGCUUUUUGUGCAGUCACCAUUGGUUAUGUUUGGUAUCAGUGGCAAAAACGGGAAAAGUGGUGUUGCUACAUGUUAAUUGCACUAUUUAUCACCGCAAUUUUUCCGUCUGUACCACUAGCCGAAGUCUUCGGAAAUAAAUUCGUGAAUAAAAUGACAGAAGUUCCCGCGGAAAACUCUGCUGAAAGACGGAACUAUUAUAAUUCAGAAAGUUUUUAUGAAAAUCAAUUAGCACUUUACGAAGGCUUAUGGCACGUGUCAUUUUUUAUAUUCGUAUCAUACUGCCUGGUGUUGCCAAUAAGUGUAGGACAAUCAGAUAACGAGUACAGCGAAACUAUUAAUGGACAUAAUGAUAUCCAAAAAAAUAUUGAAGAUAAUUUCAAAGAAGACCGCCACAUUUCAACCGCCGUUUUGCUGUUUGCUAUCGUAGCUUCUAUCGGACACACAACCUUUAAUAUGUACAUCGCAUAUCUUCAACACAAACGUCUGGUCAACCAUCCGUCCAUGGCGGCUAUUCAACAGCUAAUAGCUAACGUAGUAGUUCUCGCAUGCGUCAACCUGGCUGGAUGGUUACUGCGUCAGUCGAUAAUCCAGGACCGUAUAGAAAUUAGAAGUCACGAAGGCAACAGCAUAUUUGAUGGGAAACACAAAUAUCUUCGAGCAGCAUUGCGCCGGCAAGCUGACAAGCUGAAUCAACUCCUAACAUCCUUGCUACCCAGGCGCGUGUUUUUGGAAAUGAAACACGACAUAGUUGCCGAUGCAGCACGUUACUUUAACGUAAUUCGCAGUUCUAAUGACAAUAGCCACCGAGACGAUGUGCAACUACAUAGGCAUCAGGAGGAAAUAUUGUUAAAAAUAGAUAAUAUGCCGAAAAUGUAUUUAAAAGAAUACGAAAAUGUAAGUGUUGUGUUUGCUAAUGUCACCGGAUUUUGGGAUAAUGCGCCACUAGUUGUGAGCCAUGAUAAUUCUGGCCCCCAAACUUCCAUGCAGCUCAUUACACUUAUUGAUCGAUUGCUGGCGAAUCUAUUUCGUAAACUGGCAUAUCGCAAUCGUUGCCUCCCAAUACGUCUGCUUGGCCACCGUAUGUAUUUCAUUGCUGGGUUGCCGGAUGAAGAAAGCUAUGGAUAUGACGAUGAUGGACACAAGAACGGUACUUGGAUGAUGAAUGACAAUGGACACGCAAGAAAUGCUAUCCAAAUGGGAUUGGAUUUAAUCGAUGCUGUUAAUACCGUAGUUCGUGAUGUAAGCCGGUUCCACAACAGACACAAAAUCAAUCUUAAUGUUCGUGUGGGCGUUCAUUCAGGCCGAGUAGCGUGUGGUGUGCUAGGUUUCACUGGAGGUACAGGCAUCCCAUCUGACUCGGGUAGCCGUUGGCAAUAUAGUGCUUGGGGCCGUGACGUUCACGUAGCGUCAUACAUUGAGAACUGUGGUCGUUCAGGAAUGGUGCAUGUAAGUCGUGCCACGGUCAAUCAGGUUACUAAGAAAGGAGUUGCUGAUACUGCAGUUAAUAGAGUAAAUCAUCUGCCACCGGGAGUGAAACUCCGUAACAAUACAAUCAACAAUCAAACCGAUUCCAAAGACAACUUAGAUGACUACUCAUUUGAACGUAGUCGUGAAGAAGAAAGGAACCAGUUUCUCCGCCACAACCGAAUCGAUACAUAUUUUGUAAUUCCCAAAACAGUAUAUCCUCAUUCAGAAAGUACUGAAGAGUUGACAGAUAACUUUACAAUGUAUGAGAACGGUAGCAGAGAUAUUGUUUCGCUGAUUCUCCAAUCAGUAGAUCAGCAACUACUAAGAGAGGAAAUGAGACAAAAAUAUGCUGUCGCUGGGUUAAGGCCUGAAACAGAGAUGGAGUCAGAACAAUUGCCAGCUAUUUCAACAACAGCAAUUGCGGACAUACCUGUGACAAUGGCUGCUUUGGUUCCUGUAGUUCCUAUAGCCUCAGUAAUGAAAAGGAACCGGCAUAGACGGAGUAGAUAUUUUGAUCAAGAGUCACAACAGGCAGCUUCUACAAAUAUCAAUACCAAUUGCGCUAUCACAUCAUCAAUGGAGCGUUAUGGCCGGUGGGAAAACGAUGUAUUUGUAGUUUGUAACAACGAUGAUCACGAGAAGGUAAGAAGUAAAUCCGAUGACGAUGAUCUCUUUCGGAUAGCCAAGUCACAGUUACUACUUCUGUGUGUAAUUAUUACCCUGUUUGUGGUUAACGUAACAACUAUGCCCUGGACUAUGUUACUCGGCAUUACAUUUAUUACACCGUUUGUUAUAACUGCCGGAGAACUAAUCUAUGUGAUGGCCUUGUUGAUCGACUGGAUUCCUCGUCCCAGGUUCUACAGCACUACUUACGCCACCGCCAUUAUUGCUGAUGAUGACGAAUAUUAUCAUCACUAUGAUAACAAUGAUAGUGAUACUAGUAGCAGCAGUAAUGGAGAUGAUAAAAAAUGCUUAAGACGCUUUUUUGCCUGUCAUCCCGGUAGAUAUUCAUUGUUCGCCUGGCUAUUGAAAUCAUUUCAAUGUAGAACAAAUACCGCGAUGACCACUCGUAACCAUUUAGACAAUGGUGACGGUUGGAGAAAAUGUUAUUUUAAAUGGUGUCGUUGUUACGGCCGCCAUAGCUGGUUCACCUGUUGUUUAAAUAAUCAAAGAGCAUCGUCUUGCAUGUCGUCUGACGACAGUGACAUUGAGAGCAGACUCGGAUUUCGAAACGAAAAUGCCAUAAUGGCAGCAACAACAAGAACGUCUCCUCCACGGCAGCAAAUCCGUAUACAACACUCACAACCAAUUAACAUGAAUAACAGCUACAACAAUAAUCUACUACGUCGGCGACACAGACAUCUAAAACGGAUAUAUCAAGAAGAAGAGAGACGUACCUACUUUUAUUGGACAUGUGCCUGCUGUGAAUUAAUCGUUGUAUUGCUCAUUUGUCUUUUGGCUUUGUUAAACGCUUUUACGUGCGAACCAGUUGAUAUAACUGCAACAAACACCAUAUACGAUCAACUUCAUACUCACAACACUAUUAUGAAUGGUAGUGGUGGAUUCAACACUCCUACAGUUAAUACAACACAACUACAUCGAAAUCCAUUGACGUGUAUGUGGCCUCAGUAUGCCGUUCUCACGUGCUGCUUAGUGUACGUUUCAAUAGCUAUUGCGUUUCCCAUUUAUUAUGGUUCACUGCCAACACUGCGGAUGAAAAUCGGAAUAUUGCUCGUCAUGACUUGCGUAUUUGCCGUGGCUUUUGUUCACUUUACGCACAAGCACGUGUUUAUUGCUGCCUCAAUGUCUUCUCCAACACCUUUGGUCUAUAGCAAGUCUGAUGAGUUCCAAAAUCAUCGAACAAACAACACUUUCACUAUAAAUUACAAUGACCAUCGUGAAAUAAUCAACGCUCCAGUCCAUAGUGAUGGCUACCGAGAAAACCAACGAUUAUUAAAACUACAAGAUCAAGAACAGCAGCAAGCAGCUGGCUUAAACACUGCCACGGCUACGGUUUACGCGAUUUCAUUCGCCAUAGCCACGCUUGCCUGCUUCGUGUACAAACAUCGCUUACAAGAUCGACGAGCACAUCACAGGGUUAAGGUGGAUCGUGACUUGAGACGGUUGCGUGUGUUGCGCGAAGCCCACAGGCGCACUUUGCAUGCCAUCGUACCGGACCACGUGGCAACUUUAUUGCGACGAAGCUGCAGUAAUGAUGCUAAUGAUGCUGACGAUGAAUGUGAAAGAACUCAGCACCAACAAAACUAUGGUUUUGGAGAAACUAGACCGAUACGAACCACUCAUCAAAGUCAAGAACACAUGCCUGCAUACUUGGCACCACCGCUCUAUCAAUGUGGGUACCGAUCCAUAGUUAUCAUGUUUGCGACGAUUGUACAACAAGAACAAUCAUUGCCGACCAACAUUAACCGUGGUGAAAAAAACGAUGCCAUCAGUCAUCACUGUCAUAAACAGCUAGCACUACUUCACAACAUAUUCAGCGAAUUUGAUAGACUUCUUGAUAAUCAAAAGUACCGAGGAUUAAUAGAAAAAAUAAAAAUGUUGGGAACUAACACAUACAUGGCAGCUGUUGGUCUACAACAUAAUGAUGGACCAAAGCGUCGACAAGUCAUGCUGCUGAAAGAUAUGAAAGAGAGAUGCGAUGAAUCUUGCAACUUUGACGGACAAGAAACAAAAAAUUACAUUGAAAAUUACCAUGUCAGAGAUGAUGUUGACAAUGAUCUAGAAAAUGAAUAUGAAUUAUAUAAUAUCAUAUCAGCAAAUUAUAUAACAUUUGCUUUAGAUUUCAUUCGGGAAAUGCGUCGUGCACUGCAUCGUCAGCAAACGGAGAUGGUGACUCCUGUUGGUAGCUCAAAUAACUCGCAGCCAACACAAUUUGUUCUUCGAGUUGGAGUAAACGUUGGACCUGCUGUAGCUGGAUUAAUCGGCUGCAAUGAUAGAAUCUGGAAACGUCCGCAGUUUGACGUAUGGGGUAACACUGUAAACGAGGCUAGACAGAUGGACAUCACUAGUAUACCAGGUAGAACGCAAGUUACUAGUUGCGUUGUCGACAUAAUGCAAUUGGUGCAUUAUCCAAAUCCAAAGUAUGAGUUCGAAACCCAAACCAAGAUGAUAAACAAAGACAAAAGGAUACCUACGUAUUUUGUUCGUGAAAGUUUUGAAAGAGAUGAUGAACACAACUCAGUUCAACGAAAACCUUCUAACUACCAUAUUCCACAGCUGCGCCAAAAUUCUCCCUAUCAAUAUGAGUCAGACCGACCACAUCAGCAGAACAAACAACAAACCCCCAUUCGACCGUCACAGAACGUCCUCCGCACGACACCUCUGCACUUGGCACGUGACCAGCCACCACUCAAUGUAGUACCGCUUGUCAACAUCCACUCGAAGCACUCCCACUACAAUUCUAUGAUACAACAGGAUUCGCGACAAAAAUGUUUGGAACCACAAAAAACAACACCACCGCCACCACCACCACCACGAAGUCCACCACCAGUUACAACACGGCGGACCCAAUAUCCGAUGCAACACCAAUUUAGUGAAGAACGCGAUCGAUAUCCAGAUAUCCAGAAUAGAUCACGAGGUGCCCCCCAAUCACGAUGUGUAUCCAACUCGACUGCAACAACAGCAGCCACAUACGCUCGCCCACUUCAAAAACAACAGCACCCAUCUACUUUGGCGCCAGUGCCCCAUGGUCUCGUUCGAAUUUUUGGUGAUUCACAACAUCUGUCGCCGCCAAACACCCCAACUACUACCGAAGCCAAACCAACCUCUUCUAACCAUUCUACCGGAGGAACAAUUCUUAACACCACUUUGCAUGAUCAUCAACAGCCCCAACCAGUACGUCGACCAAACGUAUUGCUUCUGAAAAAUACAACAUCUGUAUCAACAAAUAAGUUUGACGCCAAUCGUCCUCUACCGGAUCCACCACGCUCCUCCGACACUGUAGCUGGUCGACAUCGAAACCGUGAUGAUCCACGGCGGCGAAGGCGUCGUCAGCACAAUCCACCACCCACAAUGACCAAACAACAGCAGGAAGCCAAACAGGAUAUUAAGAACGACCAUUGUCUGGGUGUGGUCUCCCCGGCCUGGCCGUCGUCGUCUUCGUUCCGUUCACCGAUCAGUGUCGGAAGUUUUGUCAGCGUGUCAUCUCCGCCAUCAUCAUUGUCAUCAUCCAGCUCCACAGAUGCCGGUGGCACUACAACAUCAAAUAACAAUUACAACACCACCACGGCUUCGUCAUCGGACGACAGUUAUGGUUGUACGACUACAGAAGACUGUGCUGGCAUUGAUCGAGUGGAUACUGAAAAUUUAGGCACUGCCGCUUCUUCUGUGGCUAUGUCAUCAGUUCACCAUCGUUAUCGACAACAGCAACAAUUACUGCUUCAUCAGUGGUCUCCGUCAACGACAGCUAAUUCAUCUCCCGUUAGACGAUCGGCGUCUUUCCGCUCACCGUUGUCUGCUGGUGACAAUACCGCUGCAUCGUCAUCAUCAUUGCGAUCUCCACCUAUCGUUGGCCAUACUACCACUACCAACUUUGGAGGAACACAAUCGUUAAACCGCCGCCAUGUACGCUCUGCUAACACCACCACGGGUGCUGGUAGCAGCUCUAGUCGCCGUCGUCGACGCCGACAGCAGCAACAAAACAACACAGCAAUAGCUGGAAAUUCUACACCCCCAGCUGGUGUUAUACCAGAUGUUGUAGGCAUUAUGAACACUACCUCAAAUGUGUCAACUGAAAAGUAUGAGUCAUCGUCAUCAUCGCCAUGGAAAAAACAACAGCAGCGACGACAAGUUACAAGUAAAGAUCAAGGAACAGGUGGUGGAGUGGUGGGCCCAGAUUUUACAGAUGAAAUAAGGCGUAUAUUGUUAUUGGACCAACACCGUGGAAACGUUCGUCAACAGCAGGGAGGACCAUUCAAAGAAGAAGAAAUGCAAGUCAACAAACACAGCACUGACGACAAAGACAGAGUCAAUGAUAAUGUUGCUAAACACUUGCCUUCGUCAGAACAACAGCAUCUUUGUAUUGCAACAGUUGGUACGAUGGAUCGGAAACACGAUAAAGAUGACAAAAAUAAUCAACAAGUCGAGAAAGAUAUUAUAAACAUAGCAGCAAUAUCAGUCCCAACUACUGUAGCUUCGACGACAAGUAUUUCAUCAGCAUCAUUGUUUGAGGAGCGUGAAAGACAAAUAACGGAACAAGUAAAGCGGCAGCAAGCCGAAGUGAGACGGAUACUACAGGAGCAUAAGAACAACGUGGUAGCUGUUGUCAGAGGGCCGGCCACAGUCAUGGCUGAUGCUAUUUCACACAGCCGUAAACGAGUUAUGCCGUUGGCGGUAGAGUCAUCAUGGAGUGACGAUGAAUCGUUAGAACCAUCAUCAUCAUUACUGGAUAACAAACAUCGGCCACAACGAGUCGGUUUCACGGUAGGUUUGAGUGACUAUGAAGCUAACAGCAGCAUCGUGACUGCUGAAACAGAAUACACUACUGGCGGGGAGGGUGAUGAUUAUACAACCGACGGUGACGGAUAUACUACCACUGGAUACACAACAGACGAGGCUGCUGCUCCUGCUGGCCGAGAGACAGAUAUGCCAUAUGCUGCUACAAUAAGUCAACCUGAUGCAUCUAUAGCACGACAACUCGAUGACAACCUAUCAACUUUGAACGACACUGGGCUAACUGACGCUGAAGCUGCGUUAAGUGACGUCAAUUCAAUGAUCGACUACAACGAUUGCAAUGAUAACAACCGUUACAGAGGUCGUCGCCAGAGUAGCUUAAGCAGUAACAGUGUGUGCCCAUAUGCCAGCGAUAGUUUUUGUGAAGAUGAUGACGAUUACAACGAUGAUGGUCAAUAUUUUUUCUGGGAUGGUUACCACGUGCAGAAUGAAAAUGUUGAAUUAGGUGAUGAUGACGAUGACCAUGACAGUCGUUACAACCAUAAUCGGAUUUUGCUACAACAACAGCUGUCUCUUACACAUCCUUCAUCAUCAUCACCACCACGGGCUGAUGGCUGUAGUGGUAUUGAUAAGAAAAGAUCAUACUACCAACAGCAGCUUCAACAAUCAACAACAAUGCAGACCGGUGACUCCGAUACUACAAUAAAUAUCACUCCGAGACCAAUCGCGCCUGAUGCUACUACAGCUAUCACUACUACAAGAUCGGCAACUACCAUUAACCCUUCUUCCAUAGCUAGUAACACCAGUAUUAAUGCAUCUCCUAAUUAUUGUAGCACAGCUACUAAUACACUUAGUUCAAACACUGAACUAGAUGGGCCACUAUCGCCAUCUAAUAUUAUAAAAGAUAUGUCAUAA
This is a messenger RNA of Macrosiphum euphorbiae (potato aphid), 8400 nucleotides long. Lineage: Eukaryota; Metazoa; Arthropoda; Insecta; Hemiptera; Aphididae. The record is from the annotation of a GenBank genome assembly.